Rhodotorula graminis WP1 is the source of this 1257-nucleotide messenger RNA. RefSeq lists its product as uncharacterized. Gene Ontology annotation, biological process: regulation of transcription by RNA polymerase II; regulation of cyclin-dependent protein serine/threonine kinase activity. The transcript is spliced from 6 exons. Gene Ontology annotation, cellular component: transcription factor TFIIK complex; nucleus. The record is from RefSeq and is a predicted model, not a curated record. Gene Ontology annotation, molecular function: cyclin-dependent protein serine/threonine kinase regulator activity. Bases 1 to 1197 code for a protein of 398 amino acids. NCBI's taxonomy places the organism in Eukaryota, Fungi, Basidiomycota, Microbotryomycetes, Sporidiobolales, Sporidiobolaceae.
AUGGCAGUACAGCUCGACCAGACCGCUACGAGUACCUCCAGGCGUGAGCCCGUCCAGCUUUACCACCAAUCGUCGCAGUACCGGAAUUGGCGCUUCUCGAAGGAGCAGCUCGACAAGAUCCGGCAAGACCUCAACGAGCAGGCCGUCGAGCGUGCACAGCAAGCGCAGACCGAGUCGACGGGCGACCGACCAGCCGCUACCGCCGACGGCAGCACGUCAGAGCCGCCCUCGCAGCCUGCGACACCUCCUGCGCCAGCCGACAUCGAGUACCUGAGCGUCGCCGACGAGCAGCUUCUCGUCGCGUACUACCUUCAGCAAGCCGUCGGGCUGUGCGGCGCCUUCAAGUUCCCCGAAAUGGUGACGGCGACGGCCCUCAGCUACCUCAAGCGCUUCUACCUCCGCAACACGGCGAUGGACUAUCACCCGAAGGACAUCAUGCUCACCUGCGUCUUCCUCGCGACCAAGACCGAGAACUUUGCCAUCUCGAUCGACACGUUCGCGGCAAAGGUCAAGGUCCUGCCGGCCGACAUCCUCGCGCUCGAGUUCCUCGUCUCGCAGUCGCUCCACUUCGAGUACAAGGUGCAUCACGCGCACCUGGCCCUGAGUGGCCUCGUCCUCGACAUGCAGACGACCGGCGUCCCCUCAUCGAGCAUUGCGUCGGCCCUUCCUCGCGCUCAGGCCUUCCUGCGCGCCGCACGCCUCUCGCCCGCCGAGCUCGUGUACGCCCCGUCGCAAAUCGCGCUCGCGUGCAUGCGCAUCGCCGACCGCUCGGCCGUCGAGACGUGGCUCGCGGCCAAGGGCAAGGGCGCGAGCGAGCAGAAGGAGGAGCGCGAGGCGAGGAGGGCGCCGGCGGGACCGACGAGCGCGGUCAAGAAGGAGGGAGAGGAGGGCGAGGGAGCGCCUCGAGCAAGGGGCGAGGACAAGGGCGACGAGCCGCAGCAGCUCGAGCAGGACGUGCUCUUGCGGCUGCUCGACGAGGUGCAGGGCAUGAUCCAGGAGCAGCAGCGCAACCCGGUCGACAAGGACAAGGUGCGCGAGGUGGACCGGCGGCUCAAGUGGGCGAGGAACCCGGAGAAGGACCCCAAGAGCGCUCUGUACAAGAAGCGGAAGGCCGAGGAGGAGGCGGCUCGAGAGGAGAAGGACCGGGCCAAGAUGGCCAAGCGGCCGCAGAACGACGACGCGAGCGUCUUUGAUUGAACCAGUGUAGCUCUCUGCCUCUCCGUGCUCUCGUGUUGUACUGCUAGAGAAGUCUAAAGG